Molecule: messenger RNA, 1111 nt
Organism: Theobroma umbraticum
Lineage: Eukaryota; Viridiplantae; Streptophyta; Magnoliopsida; Malvales; Malvaceae
Gene: MIS12
Product: minichromosome instability 12 (mis12)-like protein
Biological process (GO): kinetochore assembly; mitotic sister chromatid segregation; mitotic cell cycle
Cellular component (GO): chromosome, centromeric region; nucleus; MIS12/MIND type complex
Source: RefSeq, a predicted model, not a curated record
AAAAAAAAAAGAAAACAAAAACAGAGCAAAGAAUUAGGAAGCAUUUCAUUCUUAUAAGAAAAAAAAAUAUCAGGAGAGGACCGCGAAAAUGGAAGGCAGCGAAAGCGAAGCAAUUUUCGAUUCUCUGAAUCUAAAUCCCCAACUUUUCAUCAACGAAGCCCUAAACACCGUCGAUGAUCUCCUCAACGAUGCCUUCGAUUUCUAUCUCCAAGAAGCUUCCACACUCUUGAAAAUCGAAGGCACCGAACGCUCCCAAGAUCUCACCAAGGGAGUCAACUAUAUUCGCAAUAUGAUCCAAUCAAGUUUGGAUAAGCGGCUUGCUAUGUGGGAGAAGUACUGUCUUCGCCACUGCUUCACUGUUCCUGAAGGCUUUUCUUUAUCCAAGAAUGAUGAGUUACCUGGCAGUUGUUCGAUGGUUCAAGAUACUCUCUCUGAUCCAGAUGUGGAUGCAGAGUUGGAUUCAUUAAGGGAUAAACUUACAUUGGCUGGGGCAGAGUCCGAUAGGUUGAACAGUGAACUUAAGGAAUUGGAAAGACAGUCUGCUUUAAGUGGGCAAUAUACUGGACUAAUUAAUGAGGCAUUGCAGUUAUAUGAAGACACCUCUGCGCGUGACAUGUUCCGAGAAAUGGUGCAAACUGCAACAGAACUCCGUGUCAAAAUGCAGAAGCUAAAGACCAGACAGGUGGAAAGAAUGGAACAUGCACGAGCAGAGAGGAUAUGCAAUUCACUUACAGAUUACUUCACUGUGAAUCAAGAGAAGGGCCUGGCCAAUGCAAAGUUGGAUGAUCUUCAAGAAUUUCUAGCAGAACUGAAGAAGAUGUAAUAUGUCAUCAGUCUUGUUGCAUAGUUCGUUAUUGCUUUUCAGUUAAGUGUAACUCCUCUCUUUGUGCCCAUCUUCUUGUUUCUUUUUUUGAUGAAAGACUUUUGCUGCUUUUAUUGGUCUGGCUAUCUUUCUUUUACAUUACCUUUGCUGAAAGUCAUUCCUGAAAUUGUAAGCUAGUAGAUUUACAUUUUCAUUUGAUUUGGAUAAGCUUGUUUAUAAUCCAGAGUCAGUUCCAAACAUCUCAAGUUACCAUCUUAUAUCAAGGAGGAAAAGUGGGCAAAUGUAAAA